Molecule: messenger RNA, 1416 nt
Organism: Tigriopus californicus
Lineage: Eukaryota; Metazoa; Arthropoda; Copepoda; Harpacticoida; Harpacticidae
Gene: cbc
Product: protein CLP1 homolog
Exons: 5
Coding region: 37-1332 (431 amino acids)
Biological process (GO): tRNA splicing, via endonucleolytic cleavage and ligation
Cellular component (GO): mRNA cleavage factor complex; nucleus
Molecular function (GO): polynucleotide 5'-hydroxyl-kinase activity
Source: RefSeq, a predicted model, not a curated record
AGGUAUACCAUUAAACUCACAUAUUUCAGGUCCAUCAUGUCGUCUGCGGAAGGAUCCAUUUUCCAAUUAGAACAAGAUGAGGAACUACGCAUUGAAGUGGAUUGCCCCAAAAACGAGGUGGUCACCGUCGAGCUCCGCACGGGCAUGGCGGAAAUAUUUGGCACAGAAAUGGUGCCAAACAAUCAAUACCGAUUUCAUACCGGCGCCAAAAUUGCCAUCUUCACCUUCCAAGGCUGCACCAUUGUGGUGAGGGGAAAGAUGGAUAUUCAACCGUAUACGAGCAAAGAGACCCCGAUGAUCAUGUAUUUGAACGCUCACGCUGCCUUGGAAGACAUGAGGAAGGCUGCGGAAAAUGACACGGCCAACCAGAAAGAGAAUGGAAAUCGAGGACCUGUGGUCAUGGUGGUGGGCCCGUCUGAUGUGGGAAAGUCGACCCUCUGCCGCUUGUUGGCGAAUUAUGCCGUGCGCAUGGGACGACGACCCAUUAGUGUAGAUUUGGAUGUCGGGCAAGGGGCAAUCUCGGUACCUGGAUCAAUCGGAGCUAUUUUGAUUGAACGACCCGCUUCCAUCGAAGAGGGGUUUUCUCAAAACGCCCCCUUGGUCUACCAUUAUGGACAUAAGACCCCCGGUCACAAUUCCCCUUUGUAUAAUCGUCUGGUUUCGAGAAUGGCUGACGUAGUUAGAGAGCGGUUGAGUGCCAACAAAAAAUCUGAGGCCUCAGGAGUGAUUAUUAACACUUGUGGAUGGGUCCGUGGGGAGGGCUACAAUCAGAUCAAGCAUACUGCUCAAGCUUUUGAGGUCGAUGUGAUUAUCGUUUUGGAUCAAGAGCGAGUGUAUAACGAUCUUGUACGUGACAUGCCCUCUUUUGUGAAGGUGAUUUGGCUCCCUAAGUCUGGGGGCGUGGUCGAGCGAUCCACUGAACAACGUCAAAUUGCCCGAGAUCAAAGGGUAAAACAGUAUUUCUACGGUCCUACGGGCAACCUCUUUCCGCACUCCUUUGAGGUUCGAUUCUCGGAGCUGAAGGAAAAGAUCUACAAGAUUGGAGCGCCCGCCUUGCCGGACAGUUGCAUGCCAUUGGGGAUGAAAUCUGAGGACAACCAGACCAAAUUAGUGGCUGUUCAGUUGACCACACGAGAUCUCCUGAACCACGUGGUCUCGGUCUCCUUUGCUUCGGCCACGGAAGAUCUUAUCAUGACCAACAUUGCUGGGUUCAUUUGCAUCACGGAUGUCAACAUGGACGAACAAAAAGUGACGAUUCUGUCGCCUCAACCUCGACCUCUGCCGGACACAUUGCUCCUCUUGUCCGACAUUCAGUACGUGGAUUCGUCCUGAUUAGAUUAUUAAAUAAAACGCGUACCCAUGAAUCAUGUUAUUGGUGUAUUUGACAAAUGAAUAACAAGCCUAUUUUGACCUGUG